Messenger RNA from Mya arenaria, 2186 nucleotides. RefSeq lists its product as uncharacterized. The record is from RefSeq and is a predicted model, not a curated record. The coding region runs from base 127 to 1008 and encodes 293 amino acids. Lineage: Eukaryota; Metazoa; Mollusca; Bivalvia; Myida; Myidae. The transcript has 2 exons.
CUCAUUCACGGACCUGACUGAAGUAACACUACAGAAUCUCCGUCUCCACCAUGUGACCAUCGCCCCGGCACAGCUGGAGAUGUUCUGGGUCUACAUCAAGGCUGACAUGCUGGAGAAGACACCCCAAUGGAGGUGACAUUCGCACGCGGGGAACAGUUUACAGAGAAAUUACGAAAGCUCAGUCUGGUCAACGUUACUUUUAAUGAAACCCUUAAUAUACGGCAGUGUGAUAAACUACAAGAACUGCAGCUGGCCACAUUAACAUUUCCUGACGACUUCCACCUGGACCUUUCCUCAUUCACGGACCUGACUAUAGUACCACUACGAAAUCUCCGUCUCCACCAUGUGACCAUCGCCCCGGCCCGGCUGGAGAUGUUCUGGGUCUACAUCAAGGAUGACAUGCUGGAGAAGACACCCCCAAUGGAGGUGACAUUCGCACAAGGGGAACAGUUUACAGAGAAAUUACGAAAGCUCAGUCUGAUAAACGUUGCUUUUAAUGAAACCCUUAAUAUACGGCAGUGUGAUAAACUACAAGAACUGCAGCUGGCCACAUUAACAUUUCCUGACGACUUCCACCUGGACCUUUCCUCAUUCACGGACCUGACUGAAGUAACACUACAGAAUCUCCGUCUCCACCAUGUGACCAUCGCCCCGGCCCAGGUGGAGGAGUUCUGGGUCUACAUCAAGGCUGACAUGCUGGAGAAGACACCCCCAAUGGAGGUGACAUUCGCACAAGGAGAACAGUUUACAGAGAAAUUACGAAAGCUCAGUCUGUACAACGUUACUUUUAAUGAAACCCUUAAUAUACGGCAGUGUGAUAAACUACAAAAACUGCAGCUGGCCACAUUAACAUUUCCUGACGACUUCCACCUGGACCUUUCCUCAUUCACGGACCUGACUGCAGUAACACUACGAAAUCUCCGUCUCCACCAUGUGACCAUCGCCCCGGCCCGGCUGGAGAUGUUCUGGGUCUACAUCAAGGAUGACAUGCUGGAGAAGACACCCUAAAUGGAGGUGACAUUCGCACAAGGGGAACAGUUUACAGACAAAUUACGAGAGCUCAGUCUGAUUAACGUUACUUUUAAUGAAACCCUUAAUAUACGGCAGUGUGAUAAACUACAAAAACUGCAGCUGGCCACAUUAACAUUUCCUGACGACUUCCACCUGGACCUUUCCUCAUUCACGGACCUGACUGAAGUAACACUACAGAAUCUCCGUCUCCACCAUGUGACCAUCGCCCCGGCACAGCUGGAGAAGUUCUGGGUCUACAUCAAGGAUGACAUGCUGGAGAAGACACCCCCAAUGGAGGUGACAUUCGCACGCGGGGAACAGUUUACAGAGAAAUUACGAAAGCUCAGUCUGUACAACGUUACUUUAAAUGAAACCCUUAAUAUACGGCAGUGUGAUAAACUACAAAAACUGCGGUUGGGCACAUUAACAUUUCCUGACGACUUCCACCUGGACCUUUCCUCAUUCACGGACCUGACUAUAGUAACACUACGAAAUCUCCGUCUCCACCAUGUGACCAUCGCCCCGGCCCGGCUGGAGGUGUUCUGGGUAUAUAUCAAUAAUCAGAUGCGGAAGAAGACACCGCCUAUGGAGGUGACAUUUGCAAAUGGUGAACACUUUACAAAGAAACUACGAAAGCAAAGAAUGGACAAUGUUCGCCGUACCACAUGUACAUUAUCGUAAAAGAUAAACGUGAAAUUAAGUUAUUUGAAAAAUGCUAAGGGUAAGUAAUCUGGACGUUAUCAAUAUAUAUGUCAUUUUCAUGAACAAUAUUUUCUUAUUAAUAUAUCCCACAGUUAAAUCAGUUGAAUAGCUAAGAUUUGUGCAAGUUAUCCAAUAUAUCUUAAACAUUUAAAAAAAAAUGAAUUUACUUUUCUUUUUUACUUCUUAAAGCUGCACACUCACAGAUUAACCAUUUUUACAACUUUUUUAAUUUUUGUCUUGGAAAGAGCAAUUUUUUACGUAAAUAUCUGCAAACCAAUGAUAAAAGAUUGCUGACAAAUGAUCGGAUCGCAGAUUUGCAUAUUUCCGUUCGAAAAUUAAUGUUUAAUGGCUUUAACCUUACUAACGGUUAAAGUAAAAUGCAUAAAACCUUAACCUAAAUCUGAGAUCUAAUAUUUUGUCAGCAGUCUUAUACAACUGGUUUCCAUGGAUUUUCGCAAAAAUUGGCUUGUUCC